Populus nigra (black poplar) is the source of this 660-nucleotide messenger RNA. RefSeq names its product inositol transporter 1-like. Gene Ontology annotation, molecular function: myo-inositol:proton symporter activity. Lineage: Eukaryota; Viridiplantae; Streptophyta; Magnoliopsida; Malpighiales; Salicaceae. The transcript has a single exon. Gene Ontology annotation, biological process: transmembrane transport. The coding region runs from base 1 to 660 and encodes 219 amino acids. Gene Ontology annotation, cellular component: membrane. The record is from RefSeq and is a predicted model, not a curated record.
AUGUUGCAGGCUUUUCAGCAGUUCACUGGUAUCAACACAGUCAUGUACUAUAGCCCAACCAUUGUGCAGAUGGCUGGUUUUAGUUCCAACCAGUUAGCACUUCUCCUGUCCCUUGUUAUUGCUGCCAUGAACGCCGCCGGAACAGUUCUUGGCAUUUACCUUAUUGAUCAUUUCGGGAGGAAAAAGUUGGCCAUCUCAAGCUUAGCUGGUGUAAUUGCAUCACUUUUCAUUCUUGCUGGAGCAUUUUUUGGCAAGUCAUCUGGUUCUUCAAAUGAACUCUAUGGGUGGAUUGCAGUUUUGGGGUUAGCCCUGUAUAUUGCUUGCUUCUCACCAGGAAUGGGACCUGUUCCAUGGACUGUGAACUCAGAGAUAUAUCCGGAACAAUAUCGAGGAAUAUGCGGGGGCAUGUCAGCUACUGUUAACUGGAUCUCCAAUCUGAUAGUAGCCCAAACUUUCCUUUCAAUUGCCGAAGCAGGAGGAACAGGUUCGACUUUCUUGAUGCUUGCGGGCAUAGCAGUGCUCGCAGUUGUGUUUGUGAUUAUGUAUGUCCCAGAGACCAUGGGGCUGGCAUUUGUUGAAGUUGAGCAGAUAUGGAAGGAGAGGGCAUGUGGCAGUAGUUACAACACAGAAAGCCUUCUUGAGCAAGGAAACGACAAAUGA